This is a messenger RNA of Sungouiella intermedia, 1293 nucleotides long. NCBI's taxonomy places the organism in Eukaryota, Fungi, Ascomycota, Pichiomycetes, Serinales, Metschnikowiaceae. The record is from the annotation of a GenBank genome assembly.
AUGUCUGGAGCUUCAGAUUUUCUCUCCAAAGGCAUCGACCUUGUACAGAAAGCUAUAGAGGCAGACACUGCCACCAGAUACGAUGAGGCCUACAAACUCUACUACAAUGGCUUGGAUUACUUGAUGCUUGCGCUCAAGUAUGAGAAGAACCAAAAGUCCAAGGAUUUGAUCAAGUCCAAGUUCACCGAAUACUUGACUCGUGCCGAGCAGUUGAAGGAGCAUUUGGAGAAACAGCAGUCUAAGUCUGACGCUGCAGAGCUGUCCGCUUCCGGGUCUACAAAGGCGAAGAAGUCUGGUGAAGGCGACGACGAUGCUGACACCAAAAAACUCCGUGGUGCAUUGGCUGGAGCCAUCUUGUCGGAGAAGCCUAAUGUGAAAUGGGAUGAUAUUGCAGGUUUGGAAGCUGCCAAGGACGCAUUGAAGGAGGCUGUCAUCUUGCCUGUCAAGUUUCCUCAGUUGUUCACAGGAAAUAGAAAGCCCACUCUGGGUAUCUUGUUGUAUGGUCCUCCUGGUACAGGUAAGUCUUACUUGGCCAAAGCAGUUGCUACUGAAGCCAACUCGACCUUCUUUUCUGUUUCAUCUUCGGAUCUCGUUUCGAAAUGGAUGGGUGAAUCCGAAAGAUUAGUCAAGCAGUUGUUCACCAUGGCCAGAGAGAACAAGCCAGCUAUCAUCUUCAUUGACGAGGUGGAUGCAUUGUGCGGACCACGUGGAGAGGGAGAAUCGGAGGCUUCUAGAAGAAUCAAAACUGAACUUUUGGUUCAGAUGAAUGGUGUAGGAAAUGACUCUCAAGGGGUUUUGGUGUUGGGAGCCACCAAUAUCCCAUGGCAGUUGGACGCAGCUGUGCGUCGUAGAUUUGAAAGAAGAAUUUACAUUGCAUUGCCUGAUCUUGAGGCCAGAAAGCGCAUGUUCGAGUUGAACAUUGGUACGGUUCCGUGUGAAUGUAACCAGCAAGAUUUGCGGGUUUUAGCGGAGAUGACCGACGGAUACUCUGGUCACGAUAUCGCAGUAGUGGUAAGAGAUGCGUUGAUGCAGCCCAUCAGAAAGAUUCAGCAGGCUACACACUUCAAGCCUGUGACGGAAGAUGGAGUGGAGAAGCUCACACCAUGCUCACCAGGAGACGCUGGUGCCCGAGAAAUGAGCUGGCUCGACAUCGGCACCGACGAGUUGAAGGAACCGGAAUUGACCAUUAAGGACUUCAUCAAGGCCGUCAAGAACAACAGACCAACAGUCAACGAAAAGGAUAUUCAGAACCACGUUGAUUUUACCAACGACUUUGGCCAGGAGGGUAACUAA